Lampris incognitus (smalleye Pacific opah) is the source of this 3886-nucleotide messenger RNA. RefSeq names its product myosin binding protein C3 (gene mybpc3). Gene Ontology annotation, molecular function: protein binding. Lineage: Eukaryota; Metazoa; Chordata; Actinopteri; Lampriformes; Lampridae. The record is from RefSeq and is a predicted model, not a curated record. Bases 1 to 3819 code for a protein of 1272 amino acids. The transcript is spliced from 30 exons.
AUGCCAGAACCAGUCAAAAAAAUAGUCUCUGCGUUUGUCAAGAAGCCAAAGACCCAGCAGGCAGAAGAAGGCUCCACUGUGGUCUUUGAGGCGGAGACGGAGAAGGUCGACGCAAAAACAAAAUGGCAGUGCAACACAAAGGAUAUCGCCGAUGGAGACAAAUAUGCCAUCAAAGCAGAUGGAAACAAGCACAGCCUCACCAUACAGUCUGUCACCAUGGAAGACGCCAAUGUCUACGCUGUGAUUGCCGGGGGGUCAAAGGUCAAGUUUGAGCUGAAAGUCAUACAGAAGCAAGCGCCCAAGACAGCAAAGAAAGAUGCAAAACCUCCAGUUGAUGCCCGUGUAGAUGGAGCAGGAGAUGCUUCGGUGUUAGGGGAACAGGCCCCGGCCCCGGCCCCAGCCCCGGCCCCUGACCCUGCCCCGGCACCGGCCCCUGCCCCAGCACCGGCCCCUGCCCCGGCACCAGGAUCCGCAGAACCCACAACCACCCCAGGAGAGACCACCGCAUCAACAAACGAUGCUGCUCCAGCUGAGGAUGGGCAGCCUCCAGACACCAGACAGGACCUGACUGGCCUCUUCACGGAGAAACCUCAGAGUGGACAGGUCACCUUGGGGGCGAACAUAACGUUUGUGGCUAAAGUGAACGCCGCGUCCCUGCUAAAGAAGCCCACCGUCAAGUGGUUCAAGGGGAAGUGGAUGGACCUGGCAAGCAAGUCAGGGAAGCACCUGCAGCUGAAGGAGGUCUACGACCGCAAUUCCAAGGUCUACACCUUUGAGAUGCACAUCAUUGAAGCCAAGCCUAACUUUGCUGGAGGUUACAGGUGUGAGGUGUCCUCGCGGGACAAGUUCGACAGCUGCAACUUUGAGCUGGCUGUGCACGAGGCGUGCACUGUUGAAGGGCUGGACAUCAGGACGGCCUUUAGACGCACUAGCACAGACGGGGACUCGGGAGAACUGGACUUCAGCGCCUUGUUAAAGAAGAGAGCCGUCCAAGUGAGCACAGGGCCCGAUGUGGAUGUCUGGGCGAUUCUCAGCAAAGCCCCAGCUACUGAGUAUGAGAAGAUCGCCUUCCAGUAUGGGAUUACGGACCUCCGAGGCAUGCUCAAGAGAUUGAAAAAGAUGAAAAAAGAGGAGAAAAAAAGUGCAGCUUUCCUCAAAAAGUUGGAUCCUGCCUAUCAAGUUGAGAAAGGACAUAAAAUCAAAUUAGCCGUGGAGGUGGCCAAUCCAGAUGUUGAAAUAAAAUGGCUCAAGAACGGACAAGCGAUUCAGCCAACUGGAAGCAAGUACAUCUUUGAGAGUGUCGGAAACAAGCGCUACCUGACCAUCAACCACUGCUCCCUGGCUGAUGACGCCAACUACACCUGCGUUGUAGGAGAGGAGAAGUGCACCACUGAGCUCUUUGUCAAAGAACCUCCUGUCCUGAUCCUGAAAAACCUAGAAGAUCAAAUGGUCAUGAAGGGAGAGCGGGUGGAGUUUGUGUGUGAGGUGUCAGAAGAAGGAGCCCAUGUGAAAUGGGAGAAAGAUGGUGUGGAGUUAACAAGGGACGAGUCCUUCAAGUACCGCUUCAAGAAAGAUGGCCAGAAGCAUGUACUGAUCAUUAACGAGGCCACGAAGGAAGACUGCGGCAAUUACAGAGUUAAAACCAAUGGGGGCGAGUCCAUGGCUGAGCUCAUGGUGCAGGAGAAGGAAUUUGAGGUCUACCAGAGCAUCGCUGACCUCACGGUGAAGGCGAAGGACGAGGCCGUCUUCAAGUGUGAGGUGUCGGAUGAGAGUGUGAAGGGCAUCUGGUACAAGAACGGCGUGGAGGUGAAGCCCAAUGACAGAACCCACAUCACCCAUAUCGGCAGGAUUCACAAGCUGACCAUCGACGACGUCAAACCCGAGGAUGAGGGAGACUACAACUUUGUGCCGGAGGGCUUCGCAUUCAGCCUGUCUGCCAAACUCAAUUUCUUGGAGGUGAAGAUUGAUUAUGUGCCACGCCAAGAUCCUCCCAAGAUUCACCUGGACUGUAUGGACCGCACUUCUGAGUCCACUAUAGUGGUGGUCGCGGGUAACAAACUCCGCCUGGAUGUCCCGAUCACGGGGGACCCGGCGCCUACUGUGGUCUGGACCAAAGGAGAGAGGGUGAUGGCAGAGGGAGAUGGCAGAGUCCAUGUGGAGAGCACUAAAGGCCAUUGUAUAUUCACCAUUGAGGGGACUGAGAGGCAGGAUGAAGGCGUUUACUCUGUUGUUGUUCGCAACCCUGCUGGGGAAGAUACUGCUGAUAUCAACGUCAAAGUCGUCGAUGUUCCAGAUCCUCCCGAGGCUCCCAGGAUCAUCAGUGUGGGAGAGGACUCCUGUAUUGUCCAGUGGGAUCCACCUCUUUUUGACGGCGGGCAGCCGGUCGUCGGAUACGUGCUCGAGAGAAAAAAGACGAAGAGCUACAGGUGGAUGAGGCUGAACUUUGACCCUUACCCUGAAACCACCUAUGAAGCCAAGAGGAUGAUUGAGGGCGUGGCCUAUGAAAUGCGAGUCUAUGCUGUCAACGCCAUCGGCAUGUCACGCCACAGUCCUGCCUCCCAGCCUUUUAUUCCAGUUGCCCCGACCAGUGAGCCCAUCGGACUGUGUGUGGACGACAUCAGCGAUACCUCCAUCUCGCUGAAAUGGAAGCCUCCCGAGAGGAUAGGUUCAGCUGAGCUGGAGGGAUAUGGGGUGGAGUACUGCAAGGAAGGGACCGAUGAGUGGUUGCCAGCUUUUGAGGGUCUGACAGACAGGACCUCGGUCACCGUCAAAGAUCUCACCACGGGGGAGAAGCUGCAGUUCCGGGUGCGGGCCUACAACAUGGCAGGACCCAGCGCUCCGGCCGGCCUGGCCCAGCCGGUCACCAUCCGGGAGAUCAUGCAGCGCCCGAAAAUUUGGCUCCCCAGAAACCUCCGUCAGACUCUGAUCAAGAUUGUUGGGGAAACCGUCAACAUUGUGAUUCCUUUCCAGGGUAAACCCAGGCCCAAGGUGACCUGGAGUAAAGAGGGAGAGGAGCUGAAGCCCACACAGGCCAGCGUGAGGAACAGUGAAACGGACACCAUCCUCUUCAUCCGCAGGACAGAGAGGGCGCACUCUGGGAAGUACGACGUCCAGGUGCAGAUCGAGAACGUGGAGGACACGGCGAGCGUGACAAUACAGGUUGUGGAUUUGCCAGGGCCCCCGGUGGCCCUGAAGAUCGUGGAUGUGUGGGGGUUUAAUGUGGCGUUGGAGUGGAAGCCCCCUAAGGACAACGGGAACACUGAAAUAAUUGGAUACAACAUUCAGAAAGCUGAUAAGAAGACCAUGGAGUGGUACACGGUCUAUGAGCAGUACAGACGUACCAACUGCGUGGCGUCUGACCUCAUCAUGGGGAAUGAGUAUGUCUUCCGUGUCUAUGCCAUUAAUGCGGUGGGCCUCAGUCAAGAACCCUGCAACUCAAACGACGGCGCCUACAUCCAGAAAACAGGUAUUGCAUACAAGCCUCCAAGCUACAAGGAACACGACUUCUCCGAGGCACCUAAGUUCACACACCCUCUAGUCAACCGUUCUGUCGUGGCGGGUUACAACGCCACCCUCAGUUGUUCGGUCCGGGGCAUACCAAAGCCCAAAGUGACCUGGUACAAAAACCGGAUGGACAUCACCAACGAAGCCAAGUACCGCAUGCUGAGUAAGCAAGGCGUGCUGACGCUGGAGAUCCGUAAGCCCUGUCCGUUUGACGGGGGCGUUUACAUGUGCAAAGCAGUCAACGACAGCGGAGAAGACAUUGUGGAGUGCAAGCUGGAGGUUCGCUCUCAAAUUGUCAAAGAGGAGAAGAAGUAAGAAGAGAGGGAUGCUGAAGUCGUGGCUGAAGAGACGUAACCUGGCCGGGUUUCCUUCAGGACUCGAA